AUGCUUGAAACUCUCGAGAAAAUGUAUCUUCUUCUGCUCUUCCUUCAGAUCUCGGACAUUGUUACUGUGGAAAGAAGAGUGACUUUAUCUAAGGAGGUGAGAAAUGGGUUAGAAUUUUUGAAGCGUAAAAGGCUUCAGCGUGCAAAAUCCGUCACUGCCAGCCAGACAAAUAUUGCUAACAUGAUGAACAGAAGUGGAGGAGAUGCUUUAAGAGCUUCAUCAUCAUGUGGCAUGAGAUUGCAUGGUAAUGCUGAUGUCUUUUCCAAACGCAAGGUGGAAAAGUUUGAUACAAAUGACCUGAACUGGACUGAUACAAUUCCAGAGUGUCCUGUGUAUUCUCCAACAAAAGAGGAAUUUGAGGAUCCUUUGAUUUAUUUGCAAAAGAUAGCUCCAGAAGCUUCUAAAUAUGGUAUUGAGUUUUGCAUGGCAACGUUUUCCAGUGCUUGCACUUUAAAUCUGGCUUUUGGGUGUGUUGGGAGGGAGGGUGUUGAUCACGAGUAUUCUGUAUUAUCUCGUCCUGAAAUCUUUGUUGUGAAUGAGAGGAUUAUCAUUGGUUAUUUGGAAUUUGAUAGUGAAAGUAUAUGCAAGAUUGUUUCUCCUUUGAGUGCUUCAGUACCUGCUGGGGUUGUUUUAAUGAAGGAGAAAGCAGGAUUCAAGUUUACGACUAGAGUGCAGCCUCUUCGCCUUGCUGAAUGGGAUUCUGAAGAUAAAGUCACAUUUUUUAUGAGUGGAAGGUCAGUUUCCCUGCUUAGCAUUGCGUAA
Messenger RNA from Sphenostylis stenocarpa, 762 nucleotides. The record is from the annotation of a GenBank genome assembly. Lineage: Eukaryota; Viridiplantae; Streptophyta; Magnoliopsida; Fabales; Fabaceae.